Molecule: messenger RNA, 1956 nt
Organism: Angiostrongylus costaricensis
Lineage: Eukaryota; Metazoa; Nematoda; Chromadorea; Rhabditida; Metastrongylidae
Source: the annotation of a GenBank genome assembly
AUGACGAAGGCUAACGCAGUCGGAAUCGAUCUUGGCACGACGUACUCGUGCGUUGGUGUCUUUAUGCAUGGUAAGGUGGAAAUCAUCGCGAACGAUCAAGGCAAUCGUACGACACCAUCCUAUGUCGCGUUCACGGACACCGAACGUUUAAUUGGAGAUGCUGCAAAGAAUCAGGUGGCGAUGAAUCCUCACAAUACUGUGUUCGACGCGAAGAGACUCAUCGGUCGUAAGUUCGAUGACCCCGCAGUCCAGGCUGAUAUGAAGCAUUGGCCGUUCAAAGUUGUUGCAGCCGAAGGUUCCAAGCCCAAGGUACAAGUUGAGUACAAAGGAGAGAUAAAAGUGUUUACACCAGAAGAAAUAUCGUCUAUGGUUCUAACGAAGAUGAAGGAUACUGCCGAAGCCUUCCUGGGAUCUACGGUGAAGGAUGCCGUCAUUACUGUACCCGCUUACUUUAAUGACUCUCAGCGCCAAGCUACUAAGGAUGCAGGGGCUAUCGCGGGUCUUAAUGUCCUUCGAAUCAUAAACGAGCCAACAGCUGCUGCUAUCGCCUAUGGUCUCGACAAGAAGGGUACAGGGGAGAGAAAUGUUCUCAUAUUUGAUCUUGGAGGGGGAACCUUUGACGUUUCCAUCCUGACUAUUGAAGAUGGCAUUUUCGAAGUGAAGUCUACUGCUGGAGACACGCAUCUUGGAGGGGAGGACUUCGACAACCGCAUGGUCAACCACUUUGUGGCAGAGUUCAAGCGAAAACACAAGAAAGACCUAAACACUAAUCCGCGUGCGCUCAGACGUCUUCGUACUGCUUGCGAACGCGCAAAGCGUACUCUUUCAUCGUCAUCUCAGGCUUCCAUUGAGAUUGACUCACUCUUCGAAGGCAUUGAUUUCUACACAAACAUUACCCGUGCCCGGUUUGAGGAGCUUUGUGCCGAUCUCUUCCGUUCGACCAUGGACCCAGUUGAGAAGUCUCUCAGAGAUGCCAAAAUGGACAAGAGUCAGGUGAACGACAUUGUACUUGUUGGAGGCUCGACGCGUAUUCCUAAAGUGCAGAAACUUCUGUCUGAUCUGUUCUCUGGAAAGGAACUGAACAAGUCCAUCAACCCAGAUGAAGCUGUCGCUUAUGGUGCUGCUGUGCAGGCCGCCAUCCUUUCAGGCGAUAAAUCUGAAGCGGUCCAAGAUCUUCUUCUUCUUGAUGUCGCUCCACUCUCGCUUGGUAUUGAGACUGCUGGAGGUGUUAUGACCGCUUUGAUUAAGAGGAACACCACAAUCCCUACAAAGACAAGCCAGACGUUUACGACAUACUCCGACAACCAACCCGGGGUAUUGAUCCAGGUCUUUGAAGGAGAACGAGCGAUGACGAAAGACAAUAACCUUCUUGGGAAGUUCGAGCUAUCUGGAAUCCCACCAGCUCCACGUGGAGUGCCACAGAUUGAGGUUAGUGUUACCUUCGAUAUUGACGCUAAUGGUAUCUUAAAUGUUUCUGCGCAGGACAAAUCAACUGGAAAACAGAAUAAGAUUACUAUCACAAACGACAAAGGACGGUUGUCGAAGGAUGAGAUUGAGCGUAUGGUUAAUGAAGCUGAGAAAUACAAAGCGGAGGAUGAAGCACAGAAAGAUCGUAUUGGUGCGAAGAACUCUCUCGAGAGCUACGCUUUCAAUAUGAAGCAGACCCUCGAUGAUGAGAAGUUAAAGGACAAGAUCUCAGCCGACGACCGUAAGAAAAUUGAGACCAAGUGUGAUGAAGUCAUCAGGUGGCUUGACAGCAACCAGACCGCUGAGAAGGACGAGUUUGAACAUCAGCAGAAAGAACUGGAAGCUGUCUGCAACCCCAUCAUCACCAAGAUGUACCAAAGCGCAGGAGGUGCACCAGGUGGUAUGCCGGGCGGCAUGCCUGGAGGAAUGCCCGGAGGAAUGCCAGGAGGUGGUUCCGCUGGCGGGCCCACCAUUGAGGAAGUUGACUGA